This is a messenger RNA of Botrytis fragariae, 750 nucleotides long. RefSeq lists its product as uncharacterized. The transcript is spliced from 4 exons. The coding region runs from base 1 to 750 and encodes 249 amino acids. NCBI's taxonomy places the organism in Eukaryota, Fungi, Ascomycota, Leotiomycetes, Helotiales, Sclerotiniaceae. The record is from RefSeq and is a predicted model, not a curated record.
AUGCCUUCCAAUCAUCAUAAAGAUCGUGAAUUGUGUCCGACGAAGGACUAUGAUACAAUGACUCAAAGCGAAGCUAUCAAAGCCAUCAAAACACGAACAAAGUCCCUCGAACGUCUGAUGAUACACAAGAACCCCGUCUCUCCGGCAGAAAGCCGAAGAAUUGGCAUUGAAGACGAGAACGAUGAAUUUCAAAACGUGAAAUCCCACUCUAAAAAUUGUCCAAAAUCGGGAAAUGCUCAACUCGAGCUGGAAAUGGUAGUCCUCAAGCAUCGUCAAAUCAUUUCAGUGGUCAACAAAGAUUUGAACAAUCUCUUCCGUUAUACUUUAGACGCGAGAUUAAAGAUUCUACACGAGAAUCGUCAGGAGUUUCAGGUGGAUAUCAAGACAGUUGAGGAAUACUUAUUUCUCUUAAGAAAAUUGCAACCUGCUAGCGACAAAAACUGGGCACGAAAGAUUAGCAUCGCUUCAGAACUAAUGACUGAAUCUACUAUCAUGCGCAGCAGUAUUGAGGCUCGCAUUCAAGAGGUAGAAAGUUUCCUAUUCAAAGCGACAAGUGAGAAAGUAGGCUUAGAGAGCAGAAGAGAAAUGAUGCUAGAUCUCGGGAUACGCCAUGGAACUUACGGGAGCACACUUAGUCUCCGGGACCAUGAUAAAUUUCCCCAGAAUAGAUACAGUAAACUGAUCGACGUUGACUCAUUGGAGAAGCAAGUUCGUGGGGCUAUGGCAGUUUCUAAGAAGCCAGGAUUGUAG